Molecule: messenger RNA, 1762 nt
Organism: Ylistrum balloti
Lineage: Eukaryota; Metazoa; Mollusca; Bivalvia; Pectinida; Pectinidae
Exons: 1
Coding region: 1-1692 (563 amino acids)
Molecular function (GO): zinc ion binding
Source: RefSeq, a predicted model, not a curated record
AUGGCAACAGCAUCUGAACUCUCGAGUAUGAAAGGGCAAAUUGUUGUCAGAGCCAAAGGCCAUGAUAAAUGUCCUAGUCAUAGGGACAACCAAGUUGUAUUUCUGUGUCAGGACUGUAACAUCCUGAUUUGUCCCAGCUGUUCCAUCACGACACACAAGGCACACUUUGACAGUUUCAUCGAAAUUUCAAAAACUACCCAACAAAACAAAAACAGAAUUAGGGACUUUAUCAAUUCGACAGAGAAUUUGGACAUUCCGAAACUCAAAGAAGAAAUUAAGACAGCAAAAGAACAUCAUUCAACGUAUAAACCCAAAUACAAAAACAUUCGUGACACGAUAAAGGAAUAUCGAGAUAUCGCCCGAAAGGUGAUAGACGAGAUAACUGAAAAUCACUUGGCUUUUUGUGACGAGAUGGAGUUGGUGGACACAGAACUACUUCAGACACACAUCACAAACCUUGAGAGGAGACUGGACAAUUUGGUUACACUCUCACUGGAGUGUAAAGAGACCCUCCAAAGAGGCAAUGGUGUACUAGUGUACGACUCGGCAACAGAAAUCCAGAAUACAGACUUGGAAAUCCCCCAGAGACCAAACAUACGUACAGAGUUUACUCCAUGUAAGGACAGACGAAAUCACCUGAAGGAGGCCAUGGGGGUGAUUCAGGCUCGUACUGACCAUCAGGCAGCAUCAGCAGCUGGUGGUCCCUCCAACCAAGGUCCAUUAGUACGUAAUAAACAGUCUUCCGAGAUGGAUCAAUUGUCCACUGGAACAGUCCAGUACAAACUUUGUGACAGACCAACUGUUGUUUCCGUGUUCUCAUACAGGGCUGGUAACCCAUUAAUCUGCCCCACACCUGUUGGACGUGCCUGGUUGUGUGAUUAUAACACCAGUACACUAAACCUCAUUAACAACAAAGGGGAAGUCCUACAGGAGAUACAACACAACAAUAACAUCACAGACAUCAGUCUGGACCCCAUCACAGGUUGUCUGUGGUUCUGUUGUUUCGAGGAGAGGACUGUCAAUGAAGUAUCAACAUCAUCUACACCUGUCAGAAGAUUUACUACACAGUAUUACCCACACAAACUGUCUGUGACCAGUGAGGGACGGGUUGUGGUGGGUACAGGGGGAAGACAGGGGUACAAGGUAGUGAUAUACACAACAGGUGGUCAGGUGUUACAUACAGUCAUUGUAGAGAGGUCAGAGUUGGGUGGGGUACUAUCCAUCACACAGUGUCCUGUUACAGGUAACAUAGCUAUAGUAAGUAAGAAACUAAUCGAUGGAGAAUACAGUGAUCCAAACAACUUCAGGCGUCACGUCAUUGUGUAUAACCCAACACUCCAGCCUCUGAUCCACUACCGUGGGGAGGGGAUACAGGCACGGGAGGCGGUCACACCUGACAAGUUUGGUCCGAUCAGAGUGGUAUACGACAGUAAGGGUAAUAUUGUUAUUUCUGACUGGAAACGGAAAACAAUAGAACUAAUAACUGGAGAUGGGAAGUACAUAAAAACACUCCACACAAACAAAGGACAACAAGGAGAAGUAGGUAUACAGAGUGAUGAUGUGUUGUGGUCCCACUUAGAGUUAGAUACUGGAAAGUGGGGACUCAAACUCCUCGAGUAUUAUAGUGACCGAGGGAGUAGAACUUGGGUGAUGAGUCAGUUUAAAUCGAUGGACUUCAUUGAAUUAGUAUAAACUUUACAGUUUGAUAUGAUCAUUGUCUGUCAUAUUCUAAAGAUGGAAUACCACUUUGUAUACAAUUGUU